This is a messenger RNA of Phyllopteryx taeniolatus (common seadragon), 3200 nucleotides long. It is a transcript of the gene pabir2, whose product is annotated as PABIR family member 2. Bases 1048 to 1896 code for a protein of 282 amino acids. The transcript has 10 exons. NCBI's taxonomy places the organism in Eukaryota, Metazoa, Chordata, Actinopteri, Syngnathiformes, Syngnathidae. Gene Ontology annotation, molecular function: protein serine/threonine phosphatase inhibitor activity. The record is from RefSeq and is a predicted model, not a curated record.
CCUCAUAACGCUUCUGCGGCUGCAGCGCAGUUAACGUGUUUUACCGUAAAGCAGAAUAUAAACAGAUAUUGUCUUAUCUAAAUGAGAGGCUGGUUUGUCCGCGAGCAGUCCUUUAAGGGGCGUGAAGUUUGGCUAUUUUGCUAACAACUCGUUUCUGUGAUGCGAUACUAUGAGGAUCCAAUGCUUUAUUGGCGACGAACUACAGAAAGGGAAUAACGUAACCCUACGCUGUAUAUUUACUCCGAACAUCGCGUAGCUUGUUUCAGCGGGACGUUGUCGAUAUCAACACGAAUUCACGCGAGUGUUUAGUUAAUGAUGAGUGAACCGGCUCUCUGGUCACGGCAUUACGGCGACUGGCGUUAAUGCUAGCGUAACUAGCUCGCUAGCCCAUUUGGAUCAGCUGCUAUGAGCUACUGGCGGCCGCUGAAUCGGCUAACGUUGGCGAGCAACAAGCUAAGCCCAACAUGCUAACAGCAGCUUCGUGUUAGGAAAAGAAUAACCGCGCUUUAUCACAACCACUUCAAUUAAAGCUGCAUUUGACUGGAACGUUCGCCGUGUACGCGGUUAUCGGUUGGUAGUUGUAGCCACCCCGAGCUACUUUAUUGAACGCGCUAGCAUUCAAUGGGAACUGUCGUAGUCAGUAGUCACGCUUUUGCAACUAUCAGCUCGAGUUCGUGGUCAUUGUCCUGCGUUUAGCCAUUGCAUGCUAACUAUCCAUCUGGAAAGUUGGCGAAUUUACAUAACGUUGCAAAAAACGUUAAGGCGGACUAGACGUUGGCUGUCCUGACAGUUGUGUUGUAAGGACCUGUAGUGACAACGGUAUUUUGUUUGACAACGUUAAGUUUCCUCUUGAGUUGUUCAUAAGACGGGCCUCGUUGAUUACGGAGCGUUCCGUCUUUCUCAAGCUAUUUUUUUUUCCGCGCCUGCCUACUUGCUUCAUGUUUUUGCCUCAAACGUGUGAAGUUAACACGUUCCGAGAGCAAACAUGUAACAGCCUCGACUUAACCUUUUGGAUUGUAAAAAGAACUGUAGGGUUUACUAGGCACAAUGCACAAUUCAGGAGUCCUAUCCCAAGAAAAGAUGGAGCUAGACCUGGACAGCCCAUCUUCCUUAGUUCAGACCGAGGGGCAGCUGAGAAGAUCUAACAGUGCACCCAUGAUUAAUGGCCUAAGUGAUAACGCCCAAGUGUUCCAGAGAGGGGUAUUGCGAAGCCGCAGAAAUAGCACUACAGUUGUCAACAGGCCCAAUAUGAUUCCUUCGUCGCCCAUCCGUGUUCCAAGCACCAGGCUUCAUCAGAUCAAACAAGAAGAGGGUGUCGAUGUGAUGAACAGAGAAACUGCACAUGAGCGGGAAGUUCAAGCUGCUAUGCAAAUAAGCCAGUCCUGGGAGGAAAGUCUCAGUCUGAGUGACAAUGAUUUGGAAAAGUCCGCGUCAUCUUCUCCGAAGCGAAUCGACUUUGUGCCUGUGUCUCCGGCACCGUCCCCAACCAGAGGGAUAGGGAAAAAGCAGUGCUUCUCUCCUUCUCUUCAAAUCCUUGUGAGCAGCAACGGCCUCAAUCCCAGUCCGAUACCCAGUCCAACGAGGCGCUUUGGUAGACGGAGCCAGAGCCCUAUCAACUGUAUUAGACCCAGCAUUCUUGGGCCCAUAAAACGCAAAGGAGAGAUGGAGACAGAAAGUCAGCCUAAAAGGUUUUUUCAAGGCACCACCACUAUGCUGUCCUCCGACGUCUCCAACAUGUUGGAUCUCAGCUCCUGCCACUCUCCAGAUGGAUUGUUGGACGGCAGCCUCAGCAGCAUCUGCUCCUCCACAGACUCCCCGGGCAAAAUGGAGGGAGGGUCCCCGUCGUCGUCGAGCAACUCUCCCUUCGCUUCCCUCCAGGAUUUGUCCCCAAAGUGAGAGUGCGAUGGCAAUAAUAGACUUCCCGAAAACAGUCUUCUCUGGGAGGAAACAUUUUUCCCUGCAGACCCUCCACCUCCGAAAUGCCGAGAGGAAUGUGUGUUUUCUAAUGUUGUUGGUUGUUCAGAUAGGUCUUAAGUCGAGAGGUGAAAGACAUGGUUGUGUAGAGGCAAAUCUAGUGACAGUGUGAAAGGCUGAGGUUGCGGAGCACAAGCUGCUAGUCUUUGGAUGGAUGGUGCUCGGCUUUACUGGAGAUAGUUCUACAAUUGUGUGCGCCCACCAGUUCCCCUCAAUAGAAAUGAGACAUGAAGCACUGGACAAACACCGAUUUGGAUUUCUAUUUCCCCCGUCUAUUUUGUCCAACAGGCCUUUGUAUGUACAAAGAAAGUAUUUAACUUAUUGUUUUUCGGCAUUUUUUGCUUUUCUGUACGUUAAUCUUACGAAUAGUUUGUAUAGUUUGAAGUUGGCAUGAUGCCGUUAAUGAAAUCAUGCAUCUGCUAAAAGAAAUACUGUAUAAGGAAACUUUACUGUUAUACUGUAGAGACGAUUGUUCCCUUGAUUCAAAGCUGUAAACUGUGGUGCUUUUUUUUUUUUUUUUUUUUUAAUAUAAAUAAGUGGCCUGAUGUCUGCCACAUGUCACAUUACCAGGAGGAGCAGUGAAAAACCUUGCAGUUAAAUUGCAGACAACACAAGGUGGUCUUCGUAGUGUUUAACACUAAAGGCCUCUCUAUAGUUGUACAGUUACUUUUUCUUCUGGAAAAAUGUUAUUUAUGGUAAAAAGGAAAAAAAAAUAUAUAGGAUGGUGAUAUUCUAUCCCCAGUAAAAGUGAACGUUUGGCACAAAUGCUUUGUUUUAUGAGAGGCUGCUGCUGUUCCUGCUGUGGUUCAUUUUGCACAGGGUACCUGUCUGUUUUGUUUUCAGCCUGUGUUAAAGUCUUAAGUGGGGGAAAAGUUUAACUUGACCUCCAGUUAUUAGACAAAUGUAACAGUAUGUCAAGGUUAAGCUUGUACUGGUGACUUUUGCACCUAGAUUUGUCCCUCCUGUGUCCCGUCAUGGACAAACCAGGAUGUGGUAUCAUUUUAAAGGAGUUGUGCCCUUUUUACUAUGAAGAAAGGUUUGUUUUGCAGUUACACAAUUGAAUGUCUUUUUACUUUAUCCAGCAUUAGGACAUGGAAAAAGCAGAUCGCUUGCCCAGCCUGUCACAUUUCUCUCGGGCACAAGUCUAGUGAUGUUCAAUGUCAAACCGGCCUUUGCUUUUGUUUGCUUUCAUAUCAAAGACAAAAUAAAUUAUUUCUUUACGUGUA